AUGAACGGUGACCCCCUCGAUCGUCUCCGAUUGACCCCUCAAUCGGCACUCGACCACCAUAAUAAGCCAGGUGACCCCUCAAUCGUCUCCGGUUUACACAUGUUCUAUUUUAGGGCUUUUGAAGAGGAACCCGGGUGCCCUUCAGCCUCACCAUUUUCUUCACUGUUUCUCUGUGAAAAAUCGUCGUCUUCAUGGGAUGCCAAUUAUUUGGGUCCGGCUAAAACUUUUCGGAUCACCGACAUCACCUUCAAAUUAGAGGGAAAUGGAACUGAAAGAUCAUUUGAACAAGUUCAAAGUCAGCUCAGUUCCGAUGUUGUACUACAUACCCGACUUCAUCUCCGAUUCCGAUCAAAAACUACUCCUAAAUCAGAUUUACACAGCUCUGGUUUCAAAAUGGAAGUCUCUGAAAAACAGGAGAUUGCAAAAUUAGGGUAUGACAUUGUUGUUAUCUACGAACUUGUCAAUUUGGAGGAGGGAUUGUCCAUGAAAAAGGUCCUUUGCCUCAAGAUUCCCCACCAAGAUGGGUCCACAUAUUUUCCGGUGGUGGCUAUUCUUUCAUUAGGAUCACCUGUUGUCAUGUACUUCACUCCUCGUUCAACUUUAGCAGACACUACAAGCAACAUUCAAGAAACCAGUCAUGGGAAUUUACAAAACUACCCUCCUUUCUCUAUUGCACUGAUGCCACGCAGUUUAUUGGUAUUCAAAGAUACAACAUACUCAGGUCAUGGGUGUACUUGGAUACCAGUUAUAGAGAAUUUUACAGUUCACCAUGUCCAUCGCUAUCACCUCCAUGAGACAGACUCAAUUUUAUCAUCUGUCUUAUUGUGUUCUUUUCAUUUAAAUCUAUCUGCUAUAAAAUUCAUGAUUUGUAGGAUUUAAAGAAUUUUAAUGGGUUUCAAAAAAAGAAUAUCUCAAUUACAAAAAAUAGAUGGUGGUUAAAGGUAUGUAUAGUCUCUUAACAUAGGAUUCAUAUAAAUAUGAUGUCUUUUGCCUUUAUUCAAGUUUUGGGUUUGAUGUAUAGUUCAAAUUCCUCAUUUACUGUCUUUCACA
Messenger RNA from Lactuca saligna, 1050 nucleotides. The record is from the annotation of a GenBank genome assembly. Lineage: Eukaryota; Viridiplantae; Streptophyta; Magnoliopsida; Asterales; Asteraceae.